Musa acuminata AAA Group (dessert banana) is the source of this 1123-nucleotide messenger RNA. Its product is annotated as photosynthetic NDH subunit of lumenal location 3, chloroplastic-like. The record is from RefSeq and is a predicted model, not a curated record. The coding region runs from base 594 to 947 and encodes 117 amino acids. Gene Ontology annotation, molecular function: calcium ion binding. Gene Ontology annotation, biological process: photosynthesis; photosynthetic electron transport chain. Lineage: Eukaryota; Viridiplantae; Streptophyta; Magnoliopsida; Zingiberales; Musaceae. The transcript is spliced from 2 exons. Gene Ontology annotation, cellular component: photosystem II oxygen evolving complex; chloroplast; extrinsic component of membrane.
AAUACGGUCUUUCUCGCCUCCUUUGACCUUGACCUUGACCUUGACCUUGACCUUGACCUUGUUUCGUAGAUUGAUUUCAUCUGUCACUCCCGGUGAUCGGCCGUGGCGCCGAAAACUGCUCGAUCCUGAGGGCGACGUCAUCCUUUCCCAGUCGUAUUAGCUACGGUCCCCUUCCUCGCCAUCCACGACCGUUUGACCUCUUCCUUCCUGUAUUUUCUCAUGGUUAGUAAUCCGUAAGAAAGCAUAGCCACUUCUUGAUGUUCCUUCCACCUCAUUCUCAUGGGAUCUCUAUUUUGGUACCUUCCUUCACCUCCAAGCCUGCGGCAAUCCUCGAAUGUAGCUUCCGGUUUACUACUUUCUGGUUGCUUGCGCCCAGCGAACAGCUCAUUCUUUCCUUUCUCGACCAACUACACCAUUAGGUCACGUCCUGCUUCCUUUGAACAAGCUACGAGGAGCUCUCUGUCUCUCUCUCUCUCUCUCUCUCUCUUAGCGUUUGGUAUGAGAACUAGUUCGUUGCCAUGAUGAUGUAGCCAGCGAUUUGGUGGUGGUUCCUCACAUUUGUGUACGUUCUCAGGCCAGAAGAAGCGGCAGCAAUGGAGGGCACGCAAUGGAAGGGAUCGGUCCACAGGAUCAGGAAGUGCGUGGUGGAUCUCCUGUCGAUGGAGGACGAUCUGGUGGACGACGACGACGAGGAUGCGUGGGAGCUGAUGGGUAGCGACCUUCGCCUCAAGUCUACCUUCUUGUACUGUGAUCUCAACCAGGUGAUCUCCCACGCUAGAGAAGAGCGGAAGAAGGUUCUCACCGACCUCGCCAACAAGCUCUUCUACUACAUGGAGCAGCUGGAUCAUGCUGUCAGGAUCCGGAGCAUGUCUUUGACGCAGGCCUGCUACAACGACACAGCCAAUGUGUUACAGGAGGUGAUGGCCGCUCUCAUGCCCCUUCGGUAGCUCGAUCACCGAAGGAGGACUGAAGUCCACAUUCUUUCGUCACAAAAAGUUGAAGCUACACCAUGCACGACCAAAACUGUUGGCCGUUAGCAGUCUCUGCUGCAUGCAUGACUAAAACUUUGGCAGAGUUUUCUUCGUUUCUCAACUUUGUGUACAUUGAAGCCUUCGGAUUAGCA